Molecule: messenger RNA, 1549 nt
Organism: Mastomys coucha (southern multimammate mouse)
Lineage: Eukaryota; Metazoa; Chordata; Mammalia; Rodentia; Muridae
Source: RefSeq, a predicted model, not a curated record
AUGACAACGCCGGCGACCUGCAAGCCGGACUGCCUGCGGUGGGGACCGCCUCCUCUGGCGAAGCAGGAAUGGGGUGUUGAGGUAGAUAGAGGAGGAGGCGGUGGGGAGAUCCGCAGGCCCGACGGAGCGCGGCCCCGCCGACGGCGCCCUGCACGGGAGUUAGCAGCAGCGAGGUGGCGGACGGCGUCGACGCGGGGCCGCCAGCCCGGAUGGAGGCGCUGGCGGGCCGAGCGCGGGCGGGCGUGGGCCAGGAGGCGGGGGCGGCCGGAAGGGGGGGCCGGGGGCCGGCCUGGCCUCACGCAGCUCCGCCGGAGAGCAGGCGAACUCCGGGCGCCAACGCCCGGUUCUUAUAGCCGCGCCACCCCGCGGCUCGGCGCCCGCUCGGGCCCCGCUGGCCUUACGCCCGCGCCAAUGGGCGUCCUCAGGGCCCUCGCCCCGCCCCGGGACCGCCCCCGCAACUCGAGCCACGGGGGGAAUGCGGGUCUGGGGCCCCGGGCACGAGGGUUGCCUAAAAAGAAGCAGGGUGGGAAACGUAGCUCAAACCAGACCUGUAAGCCAGAGCUCACUGACGUGCUUCUAAGCGAAACCAUUGUGAGUUUUACCAAGUCAAAAUCACUCCUAAACCAGUGCACCUUGUUUCCCUCUCCCGACCUCCGCACCUCUAGGCCUCUAAGGGGCCACUCCUGGCGGAAACCCUUACACCCAGGGCUAACCUCCCAGCCCGACCAUCAAUCACCGCGCUCGCGCUCUACGCUCCCUUCCCCAAGCCCUCGACCUGUAGGGUUGGAGGCUCCAAGCCGCCGGAGCGCUCUGCCCUUCCCGCUUCCUGGCCGCCCAGGCGCUUUCCCCUACUGCCGCGUUGUUUGCAGAGUGCAUACAAAGUGGCGCGCGUUUCGGAGCGCCCAGCUCAAAGGAGCGCGGCCGCCGAGGGAGAAGCCAGCAGCCCGCUCCCGCGCUACUCCAGCAGUCCUGAGGACAAGCUGCGAGGUAGCCGGUGCCCCGCAGUGGAAGAGCUGGAGCACGAGGGAGCGCGCCACGGGGAGCUCACCGCAAGGCCGAAGGUCGGGUCCGCUGGCGCAGGAGGAUCGGAGAAGGGCGGGAGAGCGGCUGAAGUGGGAGCUGCUGAAGUGGACGCUGCUGGAGAGGUGCUCCGAAGAAGCUGCAGAAUCACACCCCGGAGAUGCACUGCUGGACUUUGCCAGGGUCCCCAGUAUGGUCUCCCUCAAGCCUGUGCUGGAUUCCUGCCGCAGAGGACACACUCAACUGGGCAGCGGACUUGUACACCACAUAGGGGCUCCACACCAAGAAGAGCCAAGCAAUGCUCUGUGUCAAUCUGCAAGCCUGGGAAGAAGUCACUACCUGGACCACCAACAUGAGGAUCACACCACCAAACUGAUCAACACAACCCACACCAAAAAUUCUUUCCUCAUCUGGGAUCCUGCCUUUCCCCCUGGAGCUGUCUGACCUCCCCCCCCACCGCAGCACUUCCUACCUUGGCCCCUGCACUCCCAGGAGCUUAACUUCAAGGACUUAGACUUUACAGAGACUG